Gorilla gorilla gorilla (western lowland gorilla) is the source of this 3408-nucleotide messenger RNA. It is a transcript of the gene C1H1orf21, whose product is annotated as chromosome 1 C1orf21 homolog. The coding region runs from base 579 to 944 and encodes 121 amino acids. The transcript is spliced from 6 exons. Lineage: Eukaryota; Metazoa; Chordata; Mammalia; Primates; Hominidae. The record is from RefSeq and is a predicted model, not a curated record.
GGAGAGCCAGGCGCGCGCGGGAGCUAGGCUCGGGGAGGGGCCGGCGGUGGGGGAGUGUCUGCUGCCCCCGCCCCUCGAGUGAGUGACUGAGCGAGGAGCUCCCCUCCCUCGCUCGCUCCUCGCAAGCUCCCGCUCGCUCCCUGCCCACUCCCGGGGGAACGUUCCGUGCUGCGGCCGCCGCGGCCGCUGCUUCUUUCACACUUUAGUUGGGAGCUGCGCGCCGCGCUCAGUUACUGGAGAGCUGGCCGCGCGCCGCCGCCUCCCGCACGCUUGCACGCGGGCCCGGCUUCGGGGUUUUGGGUUCUUACUCCAAGCGGCGGGGAGGAGGGGGAGCCCCGGACACACUGUGGGGAGGAGGAGGAAGAAGAGGAGGAGGGAGGAAGAAAAAAGACGAGGAGGACAGGGGCGGGGGGCGGGAGGCUUGCCACCUUCAGCCCCCCCGCGAACGCCCAAGGUGCACACAUCUUGACCAACUCAGCAGCAAGGUGGAUUUUCUUUGUGUUUAAAGAAAAAAAAUGUCCCCGUGUCUGUAGAGAUGAUUUGCAGUUCAGCCCGGCUGAAGCUGACCGAAUGAGACUAUGGGCUGUGCCUCCGCCAAGCAUGUUGCCACUGUUCAAAAUGAAGAGGAAGCCCAGAAAGGGAAAAACUACCAGAAUGGAGAUGUGUUUGGCGAUGAGUAUAGGAUCAAACCAGUGGAAGAGGUCAAAUACAUGAAAAAUGGGGCAGAAGAAGAGCAGAAAAUAGCAGCCAGGAACCAAGAAAACUUGGAAAAAAGUGCCAGCUCAAAUGUAAGACUUAAAACUAAUAAAGAGGUUCCGGGAUUAGUUCAUCAACCCAGAGCAAACAUGCACAUCUCUGAAAGCCAACAAGAAUUCUUCAGAAUGCUGGAUGAAAAAAUUGAAAAGGGUCGGGAUUACUGUUCGGAAGAAGAGGAUAUCACAUAGCACCAAUUUUACCACUCAAACCAGGAGCUACUACUGUGUAAAUAGGUUACACCCCAGUUGAAAUCUUUGCAAAGGUCGGUUCUAUUCAGCGAACAGCACUAUAGCAAAAGAAGAUCGUUCCAUAUUGUAUGCCCCAUUAAAUUACAGUGUUUCUUAAUGAACUUGCAAAGGAAUAUUGCUAAAAACAAACAAAAAAAACUGUUAUCGAACUUUCUUUGUUGCUGCUAGUUAAAACUUGUUGCAACUUUUCACUUCUCUUGUGUCCAGGUAUGCAGCAAAAUUCUGCAAUUUCACCUUAAAGAUACUGUUGGUUUUACAGAUGCUCUCCAACCUAUUUUCUAUAAGAUGAGGUAGUGGUGAACUCAGAUAACAAACUUCUCUUCUAAACUGAUUCUGCUUCUAAGACAAGCAUCUCCUGCCCUCUCUCCUUCCUCCCCAUCUCUCGCACGCAGUCUAGAGAUGGACUGAGCCUUGCUUCUCACUGGCAGUGUUGAGCUUUGGAGAUGGGAUGGUUGCUAUGCCAAGCCUUGUUUCUCUGCUCAGAAGAAGUAGAGAAGCUAUUAUCAAUUAAAAGCAUGCUGUGAUGUGACUCCUGGAAGUGAUGUAGGAGUGAGUGGCAGGUUGUUUGAUUUAAUAGGUAUCUUAAUCAAGAAUUAAGCUUGCAACAUUGGCUUUGCUCAGAUGCAGAUGGAAGUGUGAUCACAAUCAUUUUGAAUCCCUCUUCCUCACUUUUUUUUCUAAGAAAAUAAACAUUUUACUGUUUUUAUGGAUCCUUGUCUUCUCCCAUUCAUCCAGCUCAGUGUUUUAAGAUGAUCCUGGGUGCAGAAGUUGAGCCCUCCUUUGCAUUGACACUGAUAAUUAGCCUAAAGGGCUCCCUACCCUUCCGUUAAGAAUCUACCAAGCAUUAGCAAGGCUGAAAGUGGUCUAAGAGGUGAGGGGACAUCCUAUGACUUUUUAGGAGGGCCUGAAACCACCUUGUUACCUUUCAUUUUGUUAGCAAAUAAACCAUCCUAUUUCGUAACUCUCCCCCUUCAAAAUGCUACAUGAGCCUUGCCACUUCCUUUUUCUCUUACUUCCAGCACACUAGACAUAGGAAAAGUGUUUGCCUACUCAAAAACAUACUUUUAUGCUGAUGAUAUUUGGAGAUGUGAAAGCCAAAAGCCCCUGGCAGUGGUGGGGAAUGUUGACUGAGUGUUCAGCAGAGUUUAUUUUUCCAUACUAUAUGAAGAGAAUGAUCUCUUCUCAAAGACAGAAGUGAUAUUUUUAACAAAUAUUGUCACAAGUAAAUAGCAAUCAAAAGGAGAAAAUAACUUUUGUAUUUUUUUAAUGUGUUUGAUAGCUUUGACGAGGGUUCUCUUUGUUACUUUCAGGGGAGGGCAUCCUAUUAAAUGCCACGCCAGCAGUCCGGGUCUGGGUUUGUCCCACAAAAAACACAGGAGCACUGUAUGUUUCUCUCUUUUGGAGUUGUGACUUUGAAGGGCCUCAAUAUUAGCCACAUUGCCGCCUGCAGAAGGUGGAGAGUUAAGAUGUUCUGUGUCAAUUUGCUCUUGCCGAAAAGAUGAGCCUCGAUUUUAAAAUCUAUCCACAUAACUGAUGGCACCAUUGAUGUGCGAAUAAUGAGAUUCCCUAUCUCCUUUUAGACCUGGGACGGCAAAAGGGAAGGGAAGGAAACUUAGCAGAGUGCUAGUGACUAUAGAUUCACAUAUUAGCAACAAAAAUCCCGUAAUUCUUUUGGCCAACAGCAGCUAUUUUGGGGAGCAGCUGUGGCUGUUACAUAAAUAGAGAUGCAGCCAAAAUUUUAGGCUUUUUAUCCUGCUUCUAGCAGAAAAAUGCAGGGAGAGUCAAGUAGUCUAGGGUUUCAGGUUGCCUCCCCUCAUAUGGUUUUUGGCCAAGUGACUAAAACAGUUUUCCACAACUGUAAACGAACUGCUAAGCCCCACCUCAAGCUUGUUCACUGGGGACUUUGCUUACCGUUCUGUGGGUGACCUUUUCUGGGAUUUCUUGUUCUUAUCAAGCAAGAAUUAAGCACAUGCUAAACGUCUUCCAUUUGACUUCUCUACUCGGUGUCUCAGACAGUGUCUUCCCAGAAAACCACCACCCUCUACCCAAAGAUGAAACAUGCUCAUGUCAUUUUUCUCAUGGUCACAUUUAACACUUUUGACAUGUUAUGCUUGCGCAUAGAUCCAAGCGUUUCUUGGGAACCUGACUUUUGAGUGUUUAAUAAAGCCGGAAGUGGUGUUGCCCUGAACCAGCAGAUUUUCACCUGGGUUCUGGCUCCGGUGUUUAACACUGGAUACAUCUUUGACGUGCGAAAGUGAGUUCAUCUUCAGACACAUUUGGUACAUCCAGAAAUAGAGCCAAGAAAUGGGGUGGUUGAGUGGGGCCGCACGAAAUGCUUGAUUAUGUCAGCAACACCCAACACUGUUUUCCAUUUGUUGGUUUUAAUCAUAAAAUUAUCAAGUGA